AAGCUAUCUGCCACGGGAUAAUAAAAAGGAAGACGGGUCUGCGAAUGCAAAGAAGGAAAAAGGAGGUAGGGUGAAAGAGAGUGGCAAAGGGAGGCUAAGGGUUGGUAAGAGGGUGUGGAGAAAGAGGCAAGAGAAAAAAGGAGAAGCAGAGAAGACGACGAAGUCGAGGAGGAGGCAGAGAACGAUGAGAACGAUGACGAGGACUAGGACGAGGACGAGGCGGAGAGAGAAAGGCGAGUGCGAACGCGAACGGUCUACUGGUAGAAAGGGACGUCCCACGCGGACAGGCAGUAGUGGUAACGCACAUAUUGGCCAGACGUUUGUGUGAGUCGUUGGAAAAGCUAGAUGGCGAGGUAGAAAGAAAAUCGCUCGCAGGCUAUUUUCCGGAGGAAUUUUUAUUGGUAGAUCCGCCAUGUUGAGGGUGAAGUAGGGGUAGACGGAGCAGCGGAGAACAUGCCAGGAUUGGUGGUUGUCCGGGUAACGCAUCGUUCGAGCAUCCAAUAGGGUAAAGCGAGGAGAACCUCGUGCUUUCGUUGCCCGACCGAGCACGGGGGUGAAAGGGAGCGCUGGUUACAGGCAACAACCCCCUACCAUGGAAGCAGCCCCUCUAAACGUUCUCUGUCCCCCCGCAGAGUCACCGGGAUAACUGCAUUUCGUGGACAGAAUCCCACAAGAACUCACGGCGAGCGGUCGCCCCUCUAACACGGCCGACUCUCCUAUCGUUUCGGCUUUUUCCUCCACGUAACGCGUUACGUACCACGGUACGAAGGAAGGGCGCGAGUCAUCCUGGACGCUUCCACCUCGUCCUCGUCCUCGUGCUCGUAUCCGUACUCGUUUUCGUCUUCAUCUUCGUCCUUACCUUCGUCUUUGCCCGCGUCCACUCUUCGUCCGUGUCCUCGCGACGCUCCACGAAUCUCGUUCCCCGCGCGGUUUCGAUCGGGCGCGCGCCAUUUCUCCGCAAUUAUUUCGAUAUUUCAAUUUUCAAGGGCAUACCCUGCUGCCUUCGUGAUACUUACCCCUCCCCCUUCUUCUACCCUCCAAUUCUAACCCACCUAAUUGCAUCGACGAGAUAAUAAGAUUUGAAUUUCGAAUCGAGGCCACGGUAGCGGUAACGUCCGCUUCUCAUUAACCAGCCGCGCUCUCCUCUCUCUCUCUCUCUCUCACUCUCUCUUUCGCCUUCUUCCUUCUUCUUCCUCUUCUUUUUCCUAGCUCGACAUCCAACAUCCACGUGCGUCUCUCGGGCAAACGAAACGUUUCUUUUCUCCUUUCUCCUCGCUUUCUUUCCCUUUUGUCUCUCGUUCGUCGGGUCGACCGCAACGUCGCUGGAUUCUCCGAGAACAUCGUUGGGAUUCGACGCUACGACGCUUCCCCGUGAACAUUGGCGCACCCGGACGCAAACUUGGAUCAAUCGGAUCGUCAAAAGCAGCCUACCAGGAUUUAAGAUCGAUAAGAGUACGCUGUCGCUCGCGAUCACGAAAGGACGAUAUCGCCAUCUCUACAGCUAUCGCAAGUUACUAACUGGCAGCAAGACUACGAAGGAUAGUGAUCUUGUAUUUGCAAGACCAACGCUCCGACGAAUACGUAAAUAUCAGGAUAGAGUUUCAAACGUGAAAUUAGUGUACUUCUGGAUGAUUUCGCAAACCGAGCAAGGAUCCCAAUUACUCUUACACGUUACAACCUUGGGGAUAAAAAACUGUGAAAAUCGUUGGGGAAACGAUUGCUGGAAUUGGAAGGAUUCACGGUCGAAACGAGAUUAGUUUCUGAAAAGUGUCGCCGAUAUUGUGUUAAAGAAGUGAAACUCUCGAAUAUGUGUGAACGGAAAUAACUGUUUCUAAAAUUACCAAAAUUACCAAGAUCACCAAGUUACCUUUAUACGUCCACCAGAGACUACGCGUACUUUAAAGUCUCAGAGAACCUACCUCUGAAUUCUUGCUCGCAAGUAAACAUCGCGAUCGUUGCUUCGAGUCACCAACGAUUCGACGCGUUGUCACGUAAAUAUGUGAUUUCGCGAAUCGAAUCGAACGCUCGAAACGUCAUCAACACAUGUUAGUACACGUUUGAAAAUUCCAAUUCGAACAUCGAUAUACAAAACCGUAUCGCUUAAAGACGUAACGACAGACGUCUGAACGAAAGGUCGUUCCUAAAAGCAACGACGAACGAUCGCUCCGGAAAGGAUCGAAUAAAGAAUCGAAAGAUCUCUCAGCGCGUUCAAGCGAGAAGCUUCGAAGAAAGUAAGCAACUCUAAAGCUGCAAAGACAAAGCUUCCUCGUCGGAUGUACUCUCGUCUGUAUCCAAGAACGUAAAAUUCAUACGCAGCAGGUCUGUUGAGAGAAUUUCCUAAUUCCCUUAGCGUAGGAUUCGUCGCUGCAAAGAAUCGAAGGAUCUGGUAUCGGAAAUUAUGACCAAUCUGCGUUAAGAGACUUAGAGAGCGAGACUCGUCCGUCGAAGGAAUCGACGAGUAAGAUAAGCGCAGGACGAGCCUGUGAUAGGACAUUUAGAUAACAGGAUCGACCCUUGGAAGGGAUCGAGGAAUUGGGAAAAUCUAGGAUUUCGUGGAAACAGAGAAGAGAAGAGUGCGAAAGAUCGGAAAAAAUCGAUCGUGGUUCCGCCUCUAGAAGGGGAACGACAGAGGAUGUCUUGGUAGGUUGUGAAAGAACAACAGGAGCACUUGGUACGAGAGACCUCAACAAGGUCAACCCGGCAUCACCCUGGCUAACGACCUGUCUGGAGGUACCGGGGGUCCCGGUGCAGGCGGCGUCGGUUCCGUCGGGGGCACCUCCGUCGGCGGUGGCGGCGGUGGCGGUUCAUCGCUCCCGACGACCGCCCUCAGCCUCGAUCAUCAGCAGUUCAACAUCUUCCCUGCGAUCUUUAGCAGGCAGUUGAACUUUUCCGCGGCGGCAGCUGCGAACUGCGGUCAAAACAAGCUGAUGGACGAACUGAGGCCGAAUCUUGGUUUGCUCGGCGUCGGACUCGUCGAGAACGAGAGCUUCCACUUGAAUCACAAUCAAGAGAAGAGGAAGUGUAGCAGCACGAGCUCGAACGAGCAAGAUUUCAGCCUUUACGGGGUUCACCAGGGUCUCGAAGCAAGCCCGCCGACACCAGCCGCGACGCCUGGAAGGAGCAGCGUCGGGGCUACUUCUUCCGUUGGCGCGGAAGGAGCUUUUAAAAAGUUAAAACCCGACCCUUGUGCUUCGAGUCCUCACAUCGGCCAUACACCUACCACCGCCAGUUGUCCAACACCCGCUCGACGACGGCACAGGACCACUUUUACGCAGGAGCAGCUGGCAGAAUUGGAAUCGGCAUUCGCAAAAUCUCAUUAUCCAGACAUAUACUGCAGAGAGGAAUUGGCGAGGUCCACGAAAUUGAACGAGGCUAGAAUUCAGGUCUGGUUUCAAAAUAGAAGAGCGAAGUAUCGGAAGCAAGAGAAGCAACUUCAGAAGGCCCUGACUCCGAUUCCUGCUUGCCAAGGUGCCAUGAUGAGGAAUAUUUAUCCAGGUGCCAGCAGGGGUUAUCAACCGUAUCCUCAUCCUCACAAUAGCAUAAAUGGAAUAAACCGCUACCCUCAGAUGAGUACGACGUCCUAUCCAAGUAUGACACAACCAUUUUCUAUGUCACAUUCAGCGUCGAAUAUGUCUGCAGUUACUGGUAUGAGACAAGAUGCGAUGGGCAUGUCAGCCGAGGACGAGUGGUACAACAAGAGUAUUUCCGCUCUAAGAAUGAAUACGGCUCAUCAUCCCAACCUCGCUGCGCCAAUGUUGCAAUAUCAAACAUAAUUGUAAACAUUAUAUGAGUGAAUCAGAUGAAAUCGUUACGAUAUAUAUAUAUUUGACUGCAUAUCUUCAUUCAGGCAACUUAGCACCGCUAAAACGUGUUGUCAAGAGGAGACGAGAUUAUUUCUCGACACUAUGAAGUACGUUUAAGAGAACAGUGAAACGAAAUCAAAUUAACGCGAAUCUCGUGACAUUUUGCACAAAGAGAGACGAAAAGUCGAAUUUACGAUAGACACGAAACAAUAUCGUGUUAAACGAUUUAACAUCUUACCAUGAUUAUUCGUUCGUUAAUGUUAUGAUAGAAAAUCAGCUCUGACUAUUGCGUUUCAGUUAAUGAGAUACGAUCUCUAACGUUUCGUCGUAACGUUAAUGAUAUUUCGAGAAAAGUAACUUUGUUAAUAUCGUUUGAUAUUAUUGGUAAAAAGAAGUAACAAAUAUUAUUCAUGUGCGGCGUUAUGCAUACAUACGGAUGAUAUGUAUAAUUUCAUUAAACACACAUAUUCGCACAUAACAUUAUAAUUAUUAGUGAAAAUGAUUAUGUAUGUACACAAUUUUCUAUUAUUCUGUACAAAGCGUGAUAUACAUAUUUCGAUCGAACUUUCAAUUCUUAAAUUAAGCGAUACAUGUCUGUAGGAUCGGAAGGAUUUCAUUUUUCGUAACGAUAGUAGAAAUGCAUAUUGCCGCGUAAAGCAGUUUCGCGUUUGAAUUUAUCCGGAUUAUUUCUAAAAUAGCGAUAAAACGUGUUCUUUUGUUGUUCGUUCGUAUUAUUUUUACGAUAUAUAUAGUUUCUUUCCAACGCUGAUAAAGUCAAAGUCAGCGACUAAAUGAAACGAACUUGUAUUUCAUAUUUUCUUCCUUCCCUAUCUUUUUAUUCUCUUUUUUCUUUUUUGACACAGCACGCGCUACGCAUAACUAACAAUUAGAAUAAUCAAUAUGCACGCAGAGUGGAACUCGAUACGCGCACAGUCCACGUAAUCUUUUUGUUAGUUUCUUAACAACGAUCCAAAACAGUUUCGUUAACAGAGGAGAUUGUAAAUAAGGAAGAGAUACGUAUACAGUGU
Messenger RNA from Bombus pascuorum, 4831 nucleotides. RefSeq names its product homeobox protein unc-42-like. Gene Ontology annotation, molecular function: RNA polymerase II transcription regulatory region sequence-specific DNA binding; DNA-binding transcription factor activity, RNA polymerase II-specific. The coding region runs from base 2928 to 3773 and encodes 281 amino acids. Lineage: Eukaryota; Metazoa; Arthropoda; Insecta; Hymenoptera; Apidae. Gene Ontology annotation, biological process: regulation of transcription by RNA polymerase II. The record is from RefSeq and is a predicted model, not a curated record. The transcript has 6 exons.